AUGCGCCGGGCGCUGCCCCCGCCCCGCCGCGCUGAGGAGGUGCCCGGAGGACAGGCACCCCCCCGCUCCGGUACCCACCACGCCCGGCUCCCCCCCUCCCCUUCCCCUUCCCUCACAGCCUCACCCCACCCUGUCCCAUUCCCCUCCCUUCUCCAGAUGACCACCGAGAGCGGCCAGCAGAGGCUGGAGCCCCCCGUCCCUCUCCGCUCCUGCAGCCCGGCUCCCGGAGCUCUCCAGAUGAGCCGGCCGCCUUCCUCCGCCCUGGAGACCUCCACCUCCUCUUCCUCCACCUCCACCUCCUCCUCCUCUUCGGCGGCGGCGGCGGCAUCCUCAAAGAGCAAGAAGGCCAGCUCGGGGCUGCGGCGUCCGGAGAAGCCCCCUUACUCCUACAUCGCCCUCAUUGUCAUGGCCAUCCAGAGCUCGCCUUCCAAGCGCCUGACCCUCAGCGAGAUCUACCAGUUCCUGCAGGCCCGCUUCCCCUUCUUCCGUGGCUCCUACCAAGGCUGGAAGAACUCGGUGCGCCAUAACCUCUCUCUCAACGAGUGCUUCAUCAAGCUGCCCAAGGGCUUGGGCCGCCCGGGCAAGGGUCACUACUGGACCAUCGAUCCGGCCAGCGAGUUCAUGUUUGAGGAAGGUUCCUUCCGACGGCGGCCCCGUGGCUUCAGGAGGAAAUGCCAGGCGCUGAAGCCCAUGUACCGCAUGAUGAACGGGCUGGGCUUCGGAGCUUCCAUCCUCCCGCAGGGCUUCGACUUCCAGGGGCCCCCCGCCUCCCUUGCCUGCCACUCCAAUGGCUACAACCUCGACAUGAUGCCCAACGCCAUGACCAGCGGCUACGAGGGACUCAGUGGCGGCCACCAUGUCCCCCACAUGUCGCCCAACCCCGGCUCGACCUACAUGGCCAGCUGCCCGGUGACUGCCAAUGGGGACUACGGCCCCGACAGCAGCAGCAGCCCCGUGCCCUCCUCGCCGGCCAUGGCGAGCGCCAUCGAGUGCCACUCGCCCUACACGAGCCCUUCGGCUCACUGGACAGCCUCGGGGGCCUCUCCCUACAUAAAGCAGCAGGGUCUUCCCGCCGCCAAUGCUGCAUCCUCGGGCAUCCACUCCAGCGUGCCCUCCUACUCCCUGGAGCAGGGAUAUCUGCAUCAAAGCCCCCGCGAUGACCUCUCAGUGGGAUUGCCUCGCUACCAGCAUCACCCGUCUCCGGUGUGUGACAGGAAAGAUUUUGUCCUCAAUUUUAACGGCAUUUCCUCGUUUCACCCGUCCGCUGGUGGAUCUUACUACCACCACCACCACCACCAAAGCGUCUGUCAGGACAUCAAGCCCUGUGUGAUGUGA
This is a messenger RNA of Indicator indicator, 1335 nucleotides long. RefSeq names its product forkhead box F2 (gene FOXF2). The record is from RefSeq and is a predicted model, not a curated record. Gene Ontology annotation, molecular function: DNA-binding transcription factor activity, RNA polymerase II-specific; RNA polymerase II cis-regulatory region sequence-specific DNA binding. Gene Ontology annotation, cellular component: nucleus. NCBI's taxonomy places the organism in Eukaryota, Metazoa, Chordata, Aves, Piciformes, Indicatoridae. Gene Ontology annotation, biological process: animal organ morphogenesis; regulation of transcription by RNA polymerase II.